This is a messenger RNA of Magallana angulata, 1876 nucleotides long. RefSeq lists its product as uncharacterized. Gene Ontology annotation, cellular component: membrane. Bases 438 to 1790 code for a protein of 450 amino acids. Lineage: Eukaryota; Metazoa; Mollusca; Bivalvia; Ostreida; Ostreidae. Gene Ontology annotation, molecular function: peptide binding; G protein-coupled receptor activity. The transcript has 3 exons. Gene Ontology annotation, biological process: G protein-coupled receptor signaling pathway. The record is from RefSeq and is a predicted model, not a curated record.
UAGAAAUGUCCAGGUAUAAAGCAAAUGUACACACCUCUCGGGCGACAUAAUUGAAAAAAGGAGAUUUAUAAAUGAGCUGGUAGUUCACGAUCUUCUCUAUCGCGGAAUACACAUAUAUCAACUGUUCCUUCCACUGAUUUUGUUUGUCGUUGAAGCUGAACUGAGAAGACUGUCGAUGUCAAUUACUGUUAUUGCAGUGGAAAAGAAAUGAAGAAAUUGUACAAUGAAGGAAGGGAUACAUUACGUUCUUGUGGUAUUAACUACAAAAACGACACUGACAUCAUGUUGAAUUCAAGCAGUUGAUAUGUACGUGAGCGACAAGAAACACUCAGGAAAAGGCACCAUCAUCGUUCAAAGAUAAUCCGCAGUUUUGAAAUUCAGAAUUCAAAGAUCUCAGAUUGGACAUGGGAGAGCAGUGACCCAUUUCCCUAAGAAAAAUGUUAAACGACUCGAAUAAUACCGAUGAAGAGUUCCUUCCCUUGUCGCUUCAUGUUGUCGUCUUCAGCAUAGUGUUUAUGGGUAUCGACAUUGUGUUCAGCCUCCUGACAAACAUUCUGCUGAUGAUGACCAUAAUCAACGCACCGAGUCUGCGCACUCCGCCUAACAAUCACUUGUUGAAUAUCGGUUUGAAUAACGUGAUUCUUAGCUUGUGUAUGGUCCUGUCAUUGGUCAGUGUGGGAACAAGGAGAAAUGAUCUUGUCUACGUCCAAUCCUUCACUGGAUUUCAGCUUUUUAUCGUCUCCAAUUGCUCUCUCCAGUACUUGUGUGCAUUUGCGUCCAUUUGCAUUUACAGAAAAACGACAAUCAAAAGGCCAUCCUUAUGCCUACGGAUGCGAAAAAGAAUGGUCACCCGCUCAAUUCUCUGCAGCUGGAUCACCUCGGUUCUCUUAUCUUUAAUUUUUUGUUUGUCAUUGAUGCCAAAUGAUGAGCUUAUUUGUGAUACUUUGAAUCCAUUUCAAAGAGAGUUUCGUUCUUGCGAAAGUCGCUCAAAUCUUACCUCCGAGCAAGCGGUGGUUCUUGUGAUUUACAUUGGAGCAUACGUAUCUGGACUCAUUGUUAUUUUCUCGUCCUAUUACAGUAUAUGCAAAUCUCUCAAUUUAACUGGAUCAUUCGGAAAAAGUCGGGUAUCGCCGUGGAAUAGAAAUUCGAGUUUAUCUUCAGACAUGGGGACUGAAACUAGCGACCAAACCCAACAGUUAAGCAGUGAUGGUGAGUAUGUCAAACCGUACACUAUCUCUUCCGGCAACUGCGAGGACAUCAUUGUGCACUAUCAACGUAGUGAGCAUGCGCUUACAUUUGAGGACAUCUUCGCGCUUGAAAAUCCAAUUCUUGCAGCAAAGCUCAAACAAAACGUGUUCGAGAAGAGACCACUGAAGCCUACUCUCUCCAACACGAGUACACAGUCAACGAAGUCCAAAAACUGUACAUUCACGGACAUAUCACCAGACGGCAACCUGCAAAGAAUCCAGAACAUCAAAAACGCGUCUGCCUUACGUAACCAGUUCUUGAGGAGAGAUCGGGUGAGCCUAAGUAGCGCCACAAAAAACAGUUUCAUCAUGUUUAUAGCAUAUCUUAUUUUUUCCCUACCUCUCUUGGUUCUUGGAAUUCCAGGGGCUCUGGAUUUUUUAUCCUUUGAAGCCCGGAUACUCACUAUAGUCGUAUGUCGUCUGCUAUUUUACAUCAAUGCAUGUUUUUACCCUCUCUGGUAUUUGCUGUUUAGUAAACGGGUUCGUCAGUGCCUACUUAGACUCAUAGAAAAUAUUCUGAUAAAGUUGCAAGUAAGACGAUAACUUAUUUUAAUUUAUUUAUCGUCAUAUUUUAAUGUGUUUUUUAACUUGUUGUUAUAUUUAUAAAUAAAAAAGAUAUUUUUAAAAUA